Molecule: messenger RNA, 1250 nt
Organism: Archocentrus centrarchus (flier cichlid)
Lineage: Eukaryota; Metazoa; Chordata; Actinopteri; Cichliformes; Cichlidae
Product: myoblast determination protein 1 homolog
Exons: 3
Coding region: 1-804 (267 amino acids)
Biological process (GO): positive regulation of skeletal muscle fiber development; skeletal muscle cell differentiation; positive regulation of myoblast differentiation
Molecular function (GO): DNA-binding transcription factor activity, RNA polymerase II-specific; RNA polymerase II cis-regulatory region sequence-specific DNA binding; protein dimerization activity
Source: RefSeq, a predicted model, not a curated record
AUGGACCUGUCAGACUUUCCCUUCACUCUUUCUUCAGCAGAUGACAUCUAUGACCCCUGCUUCAACACCAGCGACCUGAACUUUUUUGACGACCUCGAUGCCCGGCUGACGCAUGUCAGCUUUCUGAAGUCAGAGGACCAUCUUCAUCACCACGUCCCCAUCACAGAAGAGGAGGACCAGCAUGUGAGGGCCCCUGGAGGCCUCCACCAGGCAGGUCACUGCCUGCUGUGGGCCUGCAAAGCGUGCAAGAGGAAGACAACCCAUGCAGACCGAAGGAAAGCGGCGACGAUGCGUGAGAGGCGACGACUCAGUAAAGUCAAUGAUGCAUUUGAGACACUGAAACGCUGCACGGCUUCCAAUCCAAACCAGAGACUGCCCAAAGUGGAGAUCCUCCGCAAUGCAAUCAGCUACAUUGAAUCACUGCAGGCGCUGCUCAGGAACGGCCAGGACGAUAGCUUCUACCCACACCUCGAACACUACAGCAGGGACUCAGGCACCUCCAGCCCCCACUCCAACUGCUCUGAUGGCUCGGUGGAUUUUAUCUCACCGAGUUCAGCCAGAAGUGAAAACAGUGAUGCUUCGUACUGCAGCCAUACAGGAGACGAUUGCAGCAGCAGCAGAAGCAGCAGCAGCAGUCAAACACCGCUCAUUUCCAGUCUGGACUGUUUGUCUAGCAUUGUAGAGCGGAUCAGCACAGACCAGGCUGCACUCCCCCCUGGGGACAGUGUGGUCCCCCAAGGCCCUGAAUCACCUCACACCAGCCCUGCUGUCUCCAGUCCAUCAGCAGAGUACGAACCUGCCUGAAACUGAUGGUGUAGGGACUCAUUUUUAUUAAAAACAUCUUAAUACCUCCAUUUUUAAGGAGGAGGAGAGCACAGGUGAAAAAAGAAACACUAUAAUAUUCCUGUUUUUUUUUUUUAACAAGUCACCAAAGUGGGGAAUUACAGAAGAGAUGCUUUUUUUUUUUUGUUUUUUUUCCAAGCUAGUAUCACACUAAAUUAACCUCUAAACUCUAGGUCUCUUUUCAUGUGGUCGAAGACUUUUCUGAUGAAUAACAAAUCAAGUUUGAGUCUCGUGUCAUCAGUUUUUAGCCUCUUGGAUGAACUGAAGGCUGCAGAUUGGUUAAUAAAUCCCAGCAGAGUUAUAUGAGAGGGCAGUUUCAUAUUUAUAUCUGCUGAUGAUAACUGAGGACCAUUUGGUGCACCUGUAAUUGCACGCUUAAUAUUUGUAUGAUCUCAUACAAUACUUUC